Molecule: messenger RNA, 1239 nt
Organism: Plasmodium adleri (nom. inval.)
Lineage: Eukaryota; Apicomplexa; Aconoidasida; Haemosporida; Plasmodiidae
Product: MSP7-like protein, putative
Exons: 1
Coding region: 1-1239 (412 amino acids)
Source: RefSeq, a predicted model, not a curated record
AUGAUGAAAGGAACAAUUUUUUAUUUUUUUAUAUCCUUUUUUGUAUUUUUUUUACACACUGUUUCAUCACAGGAAGAGUCAAACAAUACAAAGAAUUAUAACAAUGAAGAUUAUAAACAAUUAGAAGAAUUAGAAAAAUAUAUUGAUAAUUUAAGAAAUACAGUUACACACAAAUUUUUUGAAAACUAUAAAGAUGAUAUUCAAUCAUUAAAAAAAAAAAUUCAAAACAUUGAAAAAAAGAAUAAUAAUAAUGUAACAGGUCAAGAUAUGGAUGAUGAUGAUGAAGAAGAAGAUCAAAACAGUUAUGAUGAAAAUGACGAUGAAUAUAAUGAUCUUGAUAUUGAACAAAAAAAAUUAUUACAAAGUAAUAUGAAAUCUUUUUUAGGACAGAGUGGAACAGAUAAUACAGUUCCGGUUCAAGAAACAAAUGGACAAACUAGUGAUGCUCCAGCAGGUGAAGCAGGUAGAGAAAAUGAACAAAGUGAUAAAGCUAAAACUGCUGAAAAAGCUGCACAAAAUGAUCAACCCAACGCAUCUUCACUUCCUUCAACAAAUGAAGAAAGUUCUUCAUCACAAAAUACAAGUGACGAAUCAUCUGGUAGCACAACAGAUCCAAAAAAUGGUGAAGAAUCACAAAAAGCUGCAGUAGUGUCUAAUUUAAAAAAUAUAGAUAAACUUUACGAUGAUGUUCUAAAACAUUUAGAAAAAGAAAAUGAUUUGAAGGAUAAUACAUAUAAUAAUUUUAAAAAUAAAUUUGAUCAAUUUAUAUUGAAUGAUUUUGAAUAUAAAUUACUUAAGAAACUCAUUCUUGAUUUUUUUAAAGAUGAUCAACAGGAUGAUAAAACAAAAAACAAAUUCUAUGAUGCUUUAAAGAAAGCUUUAACAAAUGAAACAUUUUCUCAAGAAUUUAAAAAUGUAAUGUAUGGUUUAUAUAGUUAUGCUAAACGUCAUAGUUAUCUAAGAGGAAAAGAUGAAAAGGUAGAACUUUACAAUAAGGUAUAUCAAAAUGCAAUAAGCUUAUUAGACACUAUGAUGACAAAAAAUUUUGAGAGCGAAACAAAUGAGCAAGUACCACAGGUACAAGAAGCAAAAGAAGAAAAACAACAAGAAGAAACAGAAGCACAAAAAAAAUCCGAACAAGAAGCAAAACAAGAACCAGAAGUAGAAAAAGAAGAAGAAGAAGAAGAAGAAGAGGAAAAAGAAGAAAGAGAAGAAACAGCAACACCAACAGAAACAUAA